Messenger RNA from Tribolium madens (black flour beetle), 1444 nucleotides. RefSeq names its product D-aspartate oxidase (gene Daao1). The coding region runs from base 352 to 1365 and encodes 337 amino acids. The record is from RefSeq and is a predicted model, not a curated record. Gene Ontology annotation, molecular function: D-amino-acid oxidase activity; FAD binding. The transcript has 3 exons. NCBI's taxonomy places the organism in Eukaryota, Metazoa, Arthropoda, Insecta, Coleoptera, Tenebrionidae.
GUAUUAUAUAGGAGCACAAUUUUACAUUUUCGUAUGAAUAAAAUUAAAGAAUUAAAAAAACAAGUUUGUGACAUUAUUAAAAAAUUAAAAUUAUUGCUACAUUACUUGUUAUAUCAAACAAAGAUUUCCCUCUACUUUCAAACACUUCCCUGCUGUUACGUAACCGAUGCGCUUGCUAUUUAGAGUGGGCGGAGCUACAAAUAAAUUUGAUCAUAUUAUCACAAUUUUAAUUCAGAUGUGACAAUUAAACUAAGGUCAACUUGUUUACAUAAAAGACUAAAGAUAGACGCUUAAUAUUCAUUGUGAUUUACACAUUUUCGGUCGGUUUCUUGUGGUCGCAUAAAAUUCGUCAUGUCAGAUCUCAAUAUUGGUGUAUUAGGAGCCGGUGUUAUUGGUUUAACAACAGCCUACGAAUUGAAAAAUAAAUUCCGAAAUGCAAAUAUUGAUGUUAUUUCUGAUCGAUUCAAUGAUAAGACCACAAGUCACGUAGCAGCUGGACUUUUCCGUCCUGGAACUAGUUUCUCAGGACCCACGGUGGAAAUUACAAGACAAUGGAUCAAUGAUUCUUAUCACUACUGGGAUAACAUUUGGAAUACACCAGAAGCAAGCACAGCUGGUGUUACUCAAGUUUCUGGUUAUAUUUUCACCAGUCAGUACCCACAUAUGGUUAAAAAUGAAUAUAUCGAAAAAUUAUUGCCCAUUUAUCGACGAGCAACUGAAGAAGAAUUAAAAUUAUGUCCCGGGACGUGGAAAUACGGCUGUUUCUUCACCACCGUUCUCACUCAAUGCUCGUACUAUUUGCCUUGGAUUACCUCAAAAUUGCAAAGAGAAGGAGUCCACAUUAUAAGUCAAAAAAUCGAAUCAUUUUCACAAAUUGAUAAAAAGUACGACAUAAUCCUAAAUUGCACUGGACUAGGGGCAAAAUUUCUGUGUAACGAUAAUAAACUCGUACCAAUGAGGGGUCAAGUCCUAAAAGUCAAGGCCCCUUGGAUUAAAACGUUCUUCUAUGGGGAUUAUGACACGUAUAUUAUUCCCGGAAUUGACUGUGUUACUUUGGGUGGCUGUCGCCAGUAUGACUCGUACAAUUUGGAAGUAAAUAAAUACGACCGUUUGUCAAUCAAAGAACGGUGCGAGUCUUUGGUGCCAAGUCUGAGAGGCGCUGAAUUAAUCGCUGAAAGAGUGGGGUUGAGGCCGCACAGAGAUGUGGUGAGGGUGGAGAAAGAAAUUCAAGUGAUUAAUGGCAGAAAACUGAAAAUUGUACACAAUUACGGCCAUGGCGGUUAUGGGGUUACAACAGCGCCGGGAACUUCGCUAUAUGCGGUGCAACUUGCGACUGAGCUGCUCUCAGGCAACAGUAAACUAUGAGAUAAAAACUCUGAAAAAAGAUAAAUAGUCAUAUAUUUUUACAUAAAUUUAAGUAAUAAAAUAUCAAUUAGUGAAAAAA